Pseudophryne corroboree (corroboree frog) is the source of this 1137-nucleotide messenger RNA. RefSeq names its product zonadhesin-like. The transcript is spliced from 9 exons. Lineage: Eukaryota; Metazoa; Chordata; Amphibia; Anura; Myobatrachidae. The record is from RefSeq and is a predicted model, not a curated record. Bases 1 to 1137 code for a protein of 378 amino acids.
AUGGGAGGUCCAUGCCCGCCAGGACAUUUCUGCCCCGCUGGCUCCGCUGCUCCUCAGCCCUGUCCUCCCGGAACGUAUAACCCUAUAGAACGACAAGGUGUUUGCCAGCCUUGCACAGAAGGGUUCUUUUGCUCUGGAAACAGCGCCUCUCUGGAGGGUAACGAGUGUCCUCGCGGCUUCUACUGUCCUGCAGGGACAAUCUCUCCUGAGCAAUUCCCAUGUCCCCGAGGCACAUACAAUCCACAGAGAGGAAGUCACCGCGCUGAGGACUGUCUGCCGUGUGACCCAGGCCAUUACUGUGACACACCUGCACAGAGCCAGGUAACAGGGGUCUGCUCUGAGGGAUAUUACUGCACACAUUCUGUGCAAACACAAACCCCAAGGCAAGGGAUUCUGGGAGAUGUGUGUCCCCCCGGCCAUUACUGCCCGCUUGGCUCCGCCGUGCCUCAUCCUUGUCCUGCUGGUUCCUAUAGUAACACCUCCGGGAACGUGGGGUCUGAAGCCUGCCUGGCGUGUGAGCCAGGACAGUUCUGCGAUAGACCUGGAUUGGCCACUCCGAGUGGUCCCUGUGAUGCAGGAUACUUCUGUGUGAGAGGGGCUCAGUCUUCCCGUCCUCCUGAGGUGACUAAUAGUGGUGGUCCCUGCCCUGCAGGGCAUUUCUGUCCGGAGGGGAGCUACACUGCCCUGGCAUGUCCUGCAGGGACCGUCUCGCAGUCUUGGGGACAAAUCCGCUGUUCUGAUUGUCCGGAGGGAUUUUACUGUCCUGCACGAUCUUCUAACACGACCAUCUGCCCUAAAGGUCAUUACUGUCCAAAGGGGACAGAAUUUGCAGAGCAGUACCCGUGCCCACCAGGCACAUUCAGUGGUGGGCGAGGAGCCACUAGCAUGGAGACCUGCUUGCCUUGCCCGCCAGGCAUGUUCUGUUCCAAGCCUGGAUUGGAGAAACCCGAAGGCUUCUGUGCACCGGGCUGGUAUUGCCCAGUGGGAUCAGUAUCUGACAGACCUGUCUCCCUCCCAGAGGUUCCAGGAUAUACCGCGCUGUCUCCUAGAAUGUGUCCAGCAGGAAAGUUUUGCCCCCAGGGUUCAUCUUACCCCAUUCCCUGCACUCCAGCACACGAAUACAUCAAACACAAAUGA